Artibeus jamaicensis (Jamaican fruit-eating bat) is the source of this 1928-nucleotide messenger RNA. It is a transcript of the gene ASPG, whose product is annotated as asparaginase. Gene Ontology annotation, molecular function: protein binding; asparaginase activity. Bases 115 to 1830 code for a protein of 571 amino acids. The transcript is spliced from 16 exons. The record is from RefSeq and is a predicted model, not a curated record. NCBI's taxonomy places the organism in Eukaryota, Metazoa, Chordata, Mammalia, Chiroptera, Phyllostomidae.
CCGCCCUCCUCUCCGCCUCCCUUCAGUCCCCAGAGUCCCCUGGGGUCCCCGCACCCCUCCCAGCGCCCGCAGCCUUCCCUGGUCCCCGUGGUCCCCGUGGCCCCCUGGCCCGGCAUGGCGCGUGCAGAGGGGCCGGAGCGGCGGCUCCUGGCCAUCUACACGGGCGGCACCAUCGGAAUGCGGAGCCAGUGCGGCGUGCUGGUGCCCGGCCAGGGCCUGGCCGCCGUGCUGAGGACGCUGCCCAUGUUCCACGACGAGGCCCACGCCCGGGCCCGCGGCCUCCCCGAGGACACCCUGGUGCUGCCGCCAGCCAGUCCUGACCAGAGGGUCCUGUACACGGUGCUGGAGUGCCAGCCCCUCUUCGACUCCAGCGACAUGACCAUCAGCGAGUGGGUUCAGAUCGCCCAGACCAUUGAGACACACUACGCGCAGUAUGACGGCUUCGUGGUCAUCCACGGCACCGACACCAUGGCCUUCGCUGCCUCUGUGCUCGCCUUCGUGCUGGAGAACCUGCGGAAGACCGUCAUCCUCACCGGGGCCCAGGUGCCCAUCCACGCCCUGUGGAACGACGGCCGGGAGAACCUGCUGGGCGCCCUGCUCCUGGCCGGCCAGUACGUGCUCCCCGAGGUCUGCCUGUUCUUCCAGAACCAGCUGUUCCGGGGCACCCGUGUGACUAAGGUGGACACGCGCAGGUUUUCGGCCUUCUGCUCCCCCAACCUGCCACCUCUGGCUGUCAUGGGCGCUGACGUCACCAUCAACUGGGAGCUGGUGCGGAAGGUCCGAGGGAAGGACCCGCUGCUGGUGCACAGCAGCGUGGAGCGGGACGUGGGCCUGCUGCGCCUCUACCCCGGGAUCCCUGCCUCCCUGGUUCGGGCCUUCCUGCAGCCCCCCCUGAAGGGCGUGGUCAUGGAGACCUUCGGCUCGGGGAACGGGCCCACCAAGCCCGACCUGCUCUGGGAGCUUCGGGCUGCAGCCGAGCGAGGCCUCAUCAUUCUCAACUGCACGCACUGCCUGCAGGGCCCCGUGACCUCGGACUACGCUGCCGGCAUGGCCACGGCGGGCACCGGCAUCGUCUCGGGCUUCGACAUGACCUCCGAGGCGGCCCUGGCCAAGCUGUCCUAUGUGCUGGGCCAGCCCGGCCUGAGCCUGGAAGGGCGGAAGGAGCUGCUGGCUAGGGACCUUCGGGGAGAGAUGACGCUGCCCAGGACUCAGGAGCACCGGCCCUCCCUCCGCAGUGGCACUCGGGGCCUUGGGGUGACCCAGCUCCUCAGACUGAGCCAGGAGACCGAUGCUGUUCGGGAUGCCCUGACCCCGGGGCUGGCCUGUGCUGCCGCCCACGCUGGCGACACGGAGGCCCUCCAGGCCCUUGCAGAGCUGGGCAGUGACCUGAGCCUGCAGGACUUCAGUGGUCAAACUCCGUUGCAUGUGGCAGCCCGGAGGGGCCAUGCCGGUGUGGUCACCAUGCUGCUGCAGAGAGGGGUGGAUGUGAAUGCCCGCGAUGAGGACGGCCUCAGCCCACUGCUGUUGGCUGUGAGGGGCAGGCAUCUGGGUGUCGUUGGGCUCCUGCGGGCAGCCGGGGCCUGCCUGUCCCCCCCGGAGCUGGAGGACGCUGGGACAGAGCUGUGCCGGCUGGCCUCCAGGGCAGACGGCAGAGGCCUGCGGGCGUGGUGGCAGGCAGGGGCCGACCUGGGACAGCCGGGCUAUGAUGGGCGCAGCGCCCUGCUUGUUGCAGAAGCUGCUGGGAAUCUGGAGGUGGUGACCCUUCUGCAGAGUCUGCAGCGUGGGGCUGGUGUCCUGGCCCCCGGUCCAGAAGUGCUGCCUGGUGUCUGACCGGGAGCUGUCUUGUGGUGUCAGCCACCCCUUCCUACUGCGACCUGCUGGAGGGGCCACGGGCGCCCCGCCCCCGGGCCUCCAGCUGAGCACCCUUC